CAGUAAAGCAAACUUGUUUAAAAUAUUUGCUUCUACCAGAUGUGCUGCAUGAAAUGGAAUAGCAUGUGUAAAACUUCUCCUGCCAAGAUGAAGUGGUUGUCAUGCUCUAGGCUGGUUUGACAAAUGGUAACCUCUCGUGGAACUAUGCUGCAUGACCAAAUUAUGCGAGAUUUUAGUUCUGGUUUAACCAAAAUGAUUAAAAUGGCCAUUAUCUUUGGUUUAUCUUUGAUCCAGUGAAUGAUGCUUUGUUUACCUUGUUCUUCUAAUCAGAGAUUGGAAAGGUUUAUCAGCACUGGUUUUUCAGAUAGUGAAAUAAAAUAGUGGAAUUGAUUAACAUUGAAUUGGAGUGUUAUUCAAUGUUGUGUGAAUAACCCUUUCUCCCACCAUUAACAUGUAUUUUGAUUCAUUCUAGCAGAGAGAUGGAUGUGUGCUUGUGGAUGUGUGCUUGUGGAUGUGUGCUUGUGGAUGUGUGCUUGUGGAUGUGGGCUUGUGGAUGUGGGCUUGAUUGUGCAUCAGCUGAUUUCCUUUGAUGAAAACAGAAGGGCUUGUCAAUAAUCCUCUUGAAUAAUAACACUACUAAAAGAUGAACGUUAUGAGUUUGAAUGUAGAUCACUAAAUACUGUUCAAGUUAGUGUCCUAAAUAUAUGAAACAGGAAGUGUGUUUUAUGCGGCUAUACUACUGACACAAGCACAGCGAUAUACACACUUCCUCCAUUUUUGGUGGUCCAAGCCUGUUCAACGACCUCUCUUCGAAUAUCCAAAGCAUUUCUUGCUUCCUGCGUCUCAGUAUACCAGACAAAAACAUCUCAAACGACAGUGUCUCCCUGCUUUACCGUUUUUCUCUAGCUAGUCCAUCAUAAAUUAACAGGUACGGUUUCUAAUGCCAAUAGGACAAAUAAUUCCUAAUAUUAGUAGGGCCAGGAUGAUACCAGUAUUGCGAUACUCGUUAGUGUCGUGGCAAGGAAACAAAUCACAAAGCUGAUUUUAACUUCUUCAGGAAAACAGCCCUAAGGUUGGAAACUAACAUCAUUAUGGUGUCAUCCAGAGUCACAUAAAACAUUUCCCCCAAGCUAUAGCGCACAAUAUUUUACAUACAGCAGGUUUUUAAAGGACCAAAGAGGUUGGUCUGCUUUUGUUUUCAUUUUUUGCCAAGGAUAACAUAUUACUGGCAUUGUCACAACCCUAAUUUUUAGGGAAAUGUCUGCCCUGAAUCUAGGUCAUCCUCUCCUCCAUCCCUUUCACUCGGUCACAUUUUAAAUAUCUAGAGAGCCGGAGAGCUUGACUUGAGAGCUAGAUUCACCCGGGGGUCCCAUGAGUCGCUCUCUUACACUCCCUUAUGUUUUUGGACAGCAAUGCUUUUUUCUGUUUUUGUACAUUUGUCUCUACUCCAGCAUUUUGGAUGUUGAGGGCAUUUUCAUACAUAUCUGAUCUCCCAAGCUAUCUGACCUCACAAGCUUGAUGUCAUUGUGUGCAAGGAAUACUGACCAAAUACUAAACUUUUGACUACUUUAAUACUGUGACAUUUGUUACGUCUUCAAAUGGGGGGGACUAGAUCUAUAAAGAGCUUUCAUUUCUAAACAGUAAAUCCGAUGUGUAUAAAAAUACCCUCAAAUAAAAGGUGAUUCUAUACUGUCACCUCAUAUGAAACAUUUGAUCUCAAAUCCAACAUGCUGGAAUAUAGAGCCAAAUUAAAAAUGUUAGCAUCACUAUCCACACACGUGUAUGUAGUGGAGUGUAAUUCAGAAACAAAUAUUUCUCUACACAUAACAUUGGAUGAAAGGUGACAUGGCCUCUGCAUCUCCAUUGAAAUUGCUGGCCAUGCCUUUUGCAAGAGAUUCCAUGCAGAAAGUUGCCUGCUUGAACAGACUGCAAAUUACUCUGGCCAGCCUCUGUUAGAUCUGACCCUACCCUAGAGUGUGUUUUUCACUAUUCUCUCCAGGUUGUUGGCAAUCCUUCUUAGUUUUUUUGACAGAGCUCAAACCAUUUGGCUGGAUUAUUGAUGUAGUCAUGCGCCUGAUGUCCCUCGUUGUAGGGAUGUGACAACAACAACAAAAAAUGUGAAGAUUCCAUGUGAAUUCAAAAUGCAGCUUUGCUGCUGCUAGCAACUGUUUGGAUCUCAUGGUGUGUUCCUUUCAGAUGGUUAAGCAUGGCACCUGUACUACCUCGAGGGGUUACAUUUGGACGGCACAUUUUUGGUUGAAUCCAUUCAGUUGUGCAACCCCACUUGGUAUCCCCAACUAUUAACAAUGAUGGCGUAGUGGUGGAGAAUUGACUCAAAAAUAAUUGAUUCCUUGUUUCCUUGCACGUGAACGCCUAUUUCUGAGUGUCAAGCAGAAUCAACUCUUUUAAGAUUCAGUAUUUUUGGAACAGAUGAGACUUAAAAAUUUUUUUUUAUGCACUUUCAACAAUGCAAACAUUUGCAUUUUGGUCAUUUAGCAGACACACUGAUACAGAGUGACUUACUGGAGGGUUAAGUGGCCUGUACACGGGCACAUCAACAUUUUUUUAUUUUUACCUAAUCUGCUCAGGAAUUCGAACCAGUGACCUUUCAGUUACUGGCCCAAUGCUCUUCACUGCUAGGUGGAGAGAGAGGAGAGGGGUACCGUAUAGGCAGGUCGGACACCAGGCAGACAAGUCAGAACCGUGCACUAGGCUUAUCUAUUGGCAAUCAAAUGCUGUAUCUCGCAAUUUCUUGGCUUGCAAUGUCUCGCAACUUCGGUAAAGCAGGGCCUAUCAUCAAUGAAUAGUCUAGGGUAGUCUAUAUACAACAGACCGAAGACUAAACACACAUAUAUGUCUUGGGAAUCUCUUGCAUGCCAAAUUCACCAAAAUCGACUCAAGUUUGCCUCUUUCUCUCUGGUUUUAUUUAAAUUGCGCAACGUUCCCCAUGUCUUUAGCCGAUACAAUGGAAAAUGUUUUGUGAUAACUACACUGCAAUUUUUAUUGGACAUUUUUUUCCCUUAACAUUAAUGAUCCCAAUUUGGUUUAAACUUUCACACCCCUACGUCGUUCCCUCCUAUUAAUACAUAUUGUGACUGCGUUCAACUAAAUAUGACUGAGUCACUGAACAUAAUUUCAGUCCUCUUUAUCAACAGUAAUCUCAAGCUUUUGCAAUAGCUAGCACUUUUCCACCAGUUGGGCUACUCCCUGCAAUGGGUUGUCUGAAGUGGUAGGAUUUAUCUGUGGCCCGUUCCCAUCUCAAAGUCAGAUGUAUCUCUCUCACUGAACAGAUUAUUAGAACAUAGCACAUCUAAACUCUAGGCUUCCUCUAGGUUUCCCUACAGCUCGCCUUGCCUGCAUGGGACAGAGAAAAGACACAAACUCCCCAGCGUGUCCACCGGUCAAGCACGGACUCCUGCUUUAUUUUGCCCUUACCCCUCCUACAGUAUCAAGGUUCCUCUACAUCCAGGGAUUUUGUCUGCCCACCCUCUAUAGGUUCUAGGUCUCGGGAUUUGGUCCGCCCCCCUCCUAUAGGUUCUAGGUAUCGGGAUUUGGUCCGCCCCCCUCUUAUAGGUUCUAGGUAUCGGGAUUUGGUCUGCCCCCCUCCUAUAGGUUCUAGGUAUCGGGAUUUGGUCUGCCCCCCUCCUAUAGGUUCUAGGUAUCGGGAUUUGGUCCGCCCCCCUCCUAUAGGUUCUAGGUAUCGGGAUUUGGUCCGCCCCCCUCCUAUAGGUUCUAGGUAUCGGGAUUUCUUAUUUUAUUGAUUAAACCUUUUCACAUUUUAGCAAGAGGGGCCAAACAGUCCUCUACCUUCAGCACCACCUGUGGGUUAAAAAUAAAGUCUGUUUUAGUUAGCUAUAUAGCCUAUUUUUUGGGGGGGGGUUUAGUUUUUGUAUUUUUAUAAACCAUUUUUUGAUUUUUCCCUCUGCAGACCAUCGUGAUUCAAAACAUCUACCGUAACCCCCAAAACAGUGCGCAGACGGCAGACGGCUCCCACUGUAAGUGCCUCCGGUCCAGUCCUCUCAGCCCACCAGGUCAUUCUAGCUCUCUCCCCCUCCUCAGAUUUUAGGUCUGCGUCUCCACUGGCUUCCUGCAGGGCUUCGGAGGGUCUGUCUCAGCACUGGUAGCAGGGGGUACCACAACACUACCUCAACACUUUAGUAUAUCGCCAAUCUAAUCAAUUUUUUUUAAAUAUAUUUUUUAAUCAGUUGCCAUUCAGAGGUCUAUGCCUAGGUGUAGAAUGACAUGCUCUGAUAGUGACAUUGAAAAGGACUAAAACAAAUGAUGCCUUGAUCCCCACAAUUCACAUUGGAUCUUUAAAGUUAUUAUCCACAGGAAAUCUCCACAUAGUACCUGUUUUCUAACAGGUAUAAUGCACAGAUGACAGACUUUAGGUAUUUUUCAGGCGCUUUCAGAGAAGACUGACAAUACACCUGCCCUAGUGCCCAACAUGCGUUUGUGAAUAGCUAGGUAUCCAUUCAAUUGGCAACAUUUUAUGGGAAUAUUCGAAAAUCUGCCUAAAAUUAUGUGCACAUUUUCCCCCAUGAGAUAUUUUUCUGUUGCAGAUAAAAGGCUGUGCGUGAUGAGUGAACAUAAAAAAAACAGUUUGCUGUUUAAUUGGUUUCCAUUGCAUUUUCAACUCUACUGAUGGUUUUCUCACGAGAACGUGGGUUAUCGCCAGUGUGCCCACUCUGGUAUUGGCACGUUCUCUCUAGCAGCGCUAUCUGCUAUCUGUUGGCUAGAGUGCGUGUAUAGCCUACAUGAUUACAUUUAUUAUUAUUAUGGACAAAAGAGCGAGAUUAUUUUUGUCCGAGGGCAGCCGAGUAUCGAUAAUCAUGUCACCAGAACAAGACCCUCAAUAUUUAUUGGAAAGGAGCAUCAAGCUCAUCACCUUGCACUUUUACCCCCCUGUGAAGUUCAUCGUAACUUUCAUCUGUAGUCUAAUAAACUGCAUGCCGACGAGUCAUAGUGGGAGGAACACAUGUCAUAUAUCAAUAUUUGCGCUUAAAAGCGUUUCCACCAACAUUUCUCGCAUUAAUUUUACCAACUCAAAAAGAUCCCACCUUGUCUAGCGUAUUUUGUUUUGUCGACAUUUGGAAAGUUGAAUGAAAAAUGUUUCCAUCAGGCCUGUCAUGGCUUCUUUUCAUCCGAAAUGUUUCUACUCGCAUUAAAAGGUUGGAGACAGCAAACACAUCUACAUGAGUUACUGUCUAGACACAGAACAGUUUGUGAUUUUAGUUUUUGCUCUUGCAAUACUGCCGCCCCUAUAUGUUAGACUGAUUCAGACGUCAUCAGCCAUAUUGUAAAUGUGUAAAUGGUACCCUGAUGUUGAGCCCCGGCUAGCAGAGCUGAUGCAUUGCCACUCGCUUCCUCUAAGGUAAGUCGUGGGUUUGUGGUCUUGUUGCUGUCACGUGUAACUGUUCUGUUUCUCAGCUGAGAAACUCAGAAUGACUGGCAAAAAGUUACUUUUAAAAAUGUAUUAAAAGGAAGAAAUGAUAACUAGUAAUAGAAACAUCUUGGCAUCCAAUCGCCUAUGAUUCAGCAAGUUCUAGAGGUCACUUCAAGCCUCAAUGACCUGGUAUGUAAUGUUUGGGUAGGCUAAAUUUUCGGUUGUAUUGGAUUUUCCACCAUCAUUUUCCAUAGUCAAAUAUUGUCAUGCUGAGACUUUCACUUCUUCCAGCUCCAUCUCUUUCAGCGUGGACCAGUCCCAUGGAUCAUCUUAACCUCUUUCAGUCUUCCCUUCCUACCCUGUUCUGGGCCUGGUUGGGGCACAAGUACACAGUUUUGAGGGAGGGGGAUGGGAGUAAAUGCACCUAUUUAACUACCAUUUUAGAAAUCUGCCUGAAACUAUCUCAAAAAUGUACAUUUUGUAUUUCAGACCAUUGCCCUCUUGAACAUUUACCGUAACCCUCAAAACACUGCCCAGUCUGCCGAUGGUUUGCGCUGUGCCGUCAGUGACGUGGAGAUGCAGGAGCACUAUGACGAGUUCUUUGAGGAGGUCUUCACAGAGAUGGAGGAGAAGUAUGGAGAGGUGGAGGAGAUGAACGUGUGCGAUAACCUGGGAGACCAUCUGGUUGGAAACGUAUAUGUGAAGUUCCGUCGUGAAGAAGACGCGGAGAAGGCAGUGAUGGAUCUGAAUAACCGCUGGUUCAACGGUCAGCCCAUCCACGCCGAGCUCUCUCCCGUUACCGACUUCAGAGAAGCCUGCUGUCGCCAGUACGAGAUGGGGGAGUGCACUCGAGGAGGCUUCUGUAACUUCAUGCACCUGAAGCCCAUCUCUAGGGAGCUGAGGAGGGAGCUAUACGGACGCCGCAGGAAGAGGGGAGGGGGGCAUCAUUCUCGCUCCCGUUCCAGGGAACGUCGUUCGCGCUCAAGGGACAGGGGAAGGGGAGGUGGAGGUGGUGGAGGUGGACGUGACCGCGAGAGAAGGCGCUCCAGAGACCGAGAACGCUCUGGAAGAUUCUAAACCGAGCAUCUACCAAACAGCCAUCCCUCCCUUCUCCAUUAUCCCUCUUCAUCCAUCCCCAAAUCCCUCUAUCCUUGCCUCCAUUGCAGCCUAUCAAUUCACCCUUGGCCUUUUCAAUUCACCCUUGGCCCUUUCAUAUAAUUGCGUCCCAAUGACAAAUUAAUUGGAAGAUGUUGGACAUGUUUUUUUGUUUGUUUUUUUUCUUCCAAGAAAUGGAAAGCUUUUCUUUUCAAUAAAAAAAAACUAUGAUUUGUACAAAUUUAUUCAAAAUAGUUACUCUGGAAAACAAAAAGUAAUGUUUUUAUAGUGAACAGCUAUGAGUAACUGUUACUUUUGCCUUGAGUCAUCAUACUCUAGACUGGGCUUACUGUAAGUGAGGGAAUUUAAAUACUUCCCAUAGACUCCUCCCUGAUUCCCAGUAACUUGACUCCCUCAGCUAAUUUCUCACACAGAACAUGCUCAGCUGUGAACUGAGUGUUCACUUGGCUCAAAAAGACAGUUGCCAUAGAUAUGAAGCAUCUCCUAAACCAUAACCAUAUCAUACCUCUUUUUUUCCAGUUUCCCAUGCCGACAUUUGCCUGUUUGGAUUAUGUCUACAAGUACAUAUUAUUGACUGUGUUGACCUAUAAUUUUGGAUAAAUUGACUUGGCUAGAGAGGGAGGAGUCAAGGCCAUAGUGUGGUUGAAGUAACACAUUUAAUACAGAAUUCUUCUGGGUACUUACAUUCAAUAUGAGAAUGACAAGAGUGUGCAAAGCUGUCAAGGCAAAGGGUGUUUACUUUGAAGAAUCUAAAAUAUAUUUUGAUUUGUUUAAUACUUUUUUGGUUACUACAUGAUUCCAUAUGUGUUAUUUCAAUGUUUUGAUGUCUUCACUAUUAUACUACAAUGUAGAAAAUAGUAAAAAUAAAGGAAACCCCUUGAAUGAG
Oncorhynchus mykiss (rainbow trout) is the source of this 7328-nucleotide messenger RNA. The record is from RefSeq and is a predicted model, not a curated record. NCBI's taxonomy places the organism in Eukaryota, Metazoa, Chordata, Actinopteri, Salmoniformes, Salmonidae.